AGUUGUUUACCAACCGCUAAAAAAAUACAAAAGAAGAAGAAAAGCAAGAAAGCAGCGACAGGAAACGUCCCAGCUCUCCCUCCUCGACUAUUACUCAACAAAACACUCGAGUUUAGUUCAUCAAAUGUGUGAAGACCUCGCUGAGCGCUAUGUCACACAAAAGAGACCGUAGAGUUGGACCUCCAAUCCCCCGAAUUCGUGAUGACUCCAGACUCAUGCGCAUGCACGAGUCCAUGGUGGAUUACCUGACCGGACGCUCCUCCUGCGGUACCUUCAUGCACAUGCUCGCUCCUUCUUUCUUCGGUUUGAAUGUUUUUGAGUCGUUUGGGGAUGACCUGAUCUAUUCAGACGACGAGGACGAUAGUCAUCUUUUUGACUCUUUAGAGCCACAUCCACAAAUCAAGCAGCUGAGUGAUGAGGAGGAGGGUUCAUUUAUUAAAGAGGAAAGGGACGAGGACAUUCGCCGCAGGGACAAAACCGAGAAAAACAAGCGGAAAAAAAUGCGCAAAAAAGCAAAGAAGCGUAUGGAAAAAGAAAACGCACUAAGAGACACUUCCCUGGAGGAAAAUCACGGCGAUGAAGACUCAGAAAAUCCCGAGUCACUUUUCAAACUGCAUGAAGACUCUCAGGCAAAAGACUUUUCAGAAUCUCAGAUGAGUGCUGAGGCAGCAGGAAGUGAUGACAAAGAGGGUGAUGUGAGAGCGAAGAAGAAAGGAAACCAUCUGUUAAAGGACUCGCAGGAUCUGGACUUCCAGAGUUCAGCUGCUCCAUCAGUGCCUGCAGAAACCCAGAAGCUUCCCAGAAAUAAAGGCAAAGGUGUGGAGGAACAGCCAAAGGCUACACACAACCAUGAGGAGUAUCUAGAUGUGGAGGAUCUAUGGACACUUUUUGCUGAAGCUUCUUUUGAGGAGACACGUGAUCAGAAAACCACCAAAGAAGAAGAAGAUGAAGCCCAGCAGAACAAACACACACCUGUAAAGAAGGAGCAGGACUCCACUGCACAGGCCGCUGUAGAUCGUCCAGCAGAGGAGUUUGCAAAAAGGAGCGUAGAUCUUGCCAAUGCUGGGAACCGCCUAGCGGCCUCCGGACAGUUUGAGCUGGCCGUCAAAUGCUUCACUGAUGCCAUUAGAUACAACCCCAUGGAGUUCAAGUUGUUUGGAAAUCGUUCCCUGUGCUUCGAGCGGCUGCAGCAGUAUGGAAACGCCCUUCGGGAUGCUGAGCUGGCUCUCUCUCUGGAGCCGAACUGGAUCAAGGGUCUGUUCCGGAAAGGAAAAGCUCUCUGCGGCCUGAAGAGGUACUACGAAGCCUCGCUGGUCUACAAGGAGGUUCUGAAGCUGGACAGUGCGAGUGCUGAUGCUGUGCAGGAGCUGAAGAAGGCCCAGACCCUGCACCUCAUGGAGAUGGGAUUCUCCUGGGCGAAGAGCUCUGAGGCCCUGAAGGCUCACGGCUCCCUGGAGGAGGCCGUGGAGGCUCUGUUUGCUGCAGACGCCGGUCCGGGUCCUGCAGCCGGGUUCAGAGCAGAGAGCGCUGCGCAGCAGGAGGAAGAUGACGAUGAGGGGGAGUGGGUCAUCCUGCAGCGACGCUCUUCUCGGUCUCCACAGAGCCGCAAGUCUGAUGCUCAGGACCAAACCAGACCCAAAUCAAAGUCCCCGCCCAGCAGGAGUCUUACCAAAGAGAGCCUCUCUUCUGUGUGGGUGGGAACGUUGGCCCCCUCCAUGACCUAUGUCAAACUCCACGAACUCUUCAGCAGAGCUGGAACCGUCUACAGCAUCAAGAUGUUGCUGGAGCAGAAGUGUGCCUUAAUUUACUACACCAAGAGAGAGGACUGUGAACAAGCCAUCCACUGCCUUCAUGGGAUGGUGGUGGACGGGGCUCCUCUGAGCGUACGGUAUCCCUUCAACGGUGGAAAAUCCGGAUCUGCUGACGGACGUUCAAGUCUGCAGAAGAAGGAGUGCUUCUUCUGGAGGACAACGGGCUGCACGAGGCCAGACUGCACCUUCAAGCACCUCCCUGAGCACAAGAACAUCGACAAAGACAAGUUCACCAGCCGGCUGGGGCAGGUGGGCCACCAAUGAGGACUUGCAUGCAGAACUCCCUCCUGUUUGCCAUACAGCAUCAGAAGACUACUUUAUAGACGUGCACGGCCAUCGCAGCUGCAUGACCGUAGCCACAUAUGAGCUGCAGUUGUGUUCUUACACUGUCAUGUUACUGUGCCUUAAUGCUAAGCAUGUGCCUCAGGGUUUUGUUAAAAUGUUAUAGUUUAAUCUCACAUUUCAGCUUGAAAUGGUUAAAAAAAGUUGAGUUUGCUGCCACCACCAGGUGGCGUUGUUGAUUUUUUAAAAAUUUUUUUUUUCCUUAUUUUAAGGCUGGAUUUUAUGUUAAAAUAAAAUCAACAAUAGAUCAAGCUGUUGUCAUGAAACUCAAAUGAGGCGUCUGCUGUGACAUGUUUCUGUAGUUGAAGUUCGCAAACGCCCUCAGCUGCCUGUUUAUGUUCACUUUGUUGAAAAUAAAUGUAAAAAACAAAACUGGGGGGGCGUUAAGUCAAACUCCCUAUAAAAAGAUGUCCCUGGUUGGAAAUUGUUGCUUCAAGACAACAAAAAAUAAAGCAAAUAUUGAAAAACUGCUGACCUGAUCAAUCAUGUUUAAUGUAAAAAAAAACAAACACACUGCUCUAAAAAAAUAAAGGGAACACUGCAAAAACGCAUACUUGAACAAAUUAAAUAUUCUUAUUGCAUAGUUGUUGUAUGUGCUGACAACACAACCACA
Oryzias melastigma (Indian medaka) is the source of this 2766-nucleotide messenger RNA. RefSeq lists its product as uncharacterized. The transcript is spliced from 19 exons. Bases 150 to 2075 code for a protein of 641 amino acids. The record is from RefSeq and is a predicted model, not a curated record. Lineage: Eukaryota; Metazoa; Chordata; Actinopteri; Beloniformes; Adrianichthyidae. Gene Ontology annotation, molecular function: metal ion binding; protein binding; RNA binding.